AUGGCACGUAGGUCCGUUAAAACCGCGGAGAAGUCUCCAUUUUCGCUACUUUCAAUAUACAACCUUGUGGCUUCAUUUGGUUGGGGUUACUUGUUAUACAAUGUACUUGCUGUAUACCCAAAGUUGUUACAGCCUUUAUUUUUUUUGAGUACGAAGAAUCUGUUGAUUAUAAUACAAACUGGAAGCUUAAUUGAGGUAUUGAAUGCUGCUUUAGGUCUUGUUCGUGCUCCUGUUUUCACCACCGCUGCGCAGGUGGCUUCUAGAUUGCUAAUGGUGAUCGGGGUGUUUUUACUACUCCCUGAAACCCCGGCUGCAAAUGGAAUUCCAUUUAUCACAGUAUUGUUUGCUUGGUCCUUUACAGAGGUGAUCAGGUACUUCUUUUACUUCUACAAGCUUUCCUUCGAGAGUAGACCACCAAAUUUGCUUGUUAUCCUACGUUACAAUAUGUUUUGGGUUCUAUACCCAGUUGGCGUUGCCAGUGAGCUUGUGAUCCUCUAUUCUGCGCUACCAUAUGCUGAGGAGAUCUACGGAUGGGGGUACAAGGCUUUCCUCAUCUUUGCAAUGCUCACUUACAUCCCAGGUUUCCCCAUACUAUUCGUGCACGUCAUCGGUCAACGAAACAAGGCAAUGCAGGAGCUUAAGGCUCCUAAGGGGACUCCUAAGAAGACAACCUAG
Molecule: messenger RNA, 675 nt
Organism: Eremothecium sinecaudum
Lineage: Eukaryota; Fungi; Ascomycota; Saccharomycetes; Saccharomycetales; Saccharomycetaceae
Gene: PHS1
Product: enoyl-CoA hydratase PHS1
Exons: 1
Coding region: 1-675 (224 amino acids)
Biological process (GO): very long-chain fatty acid biosynthetic process; fatty acid elongation; sphingolipid biosynthetic process
Cellular component (GO): endoplasmic reticulum membrane
Molecular function (GO): 3-hydroxyacyl-CoA dehydratase activity
Source: RefSeq, a predicted model, not a curated record